AGACUGUCGGUAGCGACAACAAAUACCAUUGUGAUUUUUUUUGAUACGGUGUCCUAAACUGUCCUCAACAUACUACACUAGUAAUGUAGUGGAAUUUUAUUGAAGACACUGAAUGGGGGAGAAUCAAAAUGAGCAUUCGGGGACAGGAACAGGUGGAGAAGAAGUACAACCCUCUAGAUAGAACCCUGAAGAUUGUCAACAGGAGGGAUGACUUGGAUCCCAUGUGUGAUGAUGACGAUGACUGUCUCAGAGCAGAGAUGUCCUGCGGCCAUGCUGUCACUCCGGACUCUCUCACACUAUGGUGUCGCAGCCAGCUGGAUGAGGGUAUUUACAAAUUCAGAUGCCCUGCAGUGGUGGAGGGGACCACACAGUGUAAUAAACUGUGGUCGUACCAAGAAGUGCGCAGACUGGCUGACUUGUCUGUCGAGGAAAUGCAGCAUUUUGAAGAGACCAUGGCUCGCCUGGCUGCUGCACAAUACUGUGAAAUUCAGCCAUGCCCAAAGUGCAAAACGAGUGUGGAGAGGAAGGAUCUGUCCAACCUGUGUGUGCGGUGCCCCAUAUGCACAGCUGAUCAGAAGACGACCUACCAGUUCUGCUGGCAGUGUCAGAGGCAGUGGAAAGGUGCAGCUCCACGCUCUGACCGCUGUGACAACAACGGCUGCAUCAACAGGGACCUGCAGCUUCUGCAGACAUGUAAAACCACCAGUCUGCCCGCGGUGGAGGGGGUCACCGACUGCCCUUCUGUCCGAGCCUGUCCUACAUGCGGCAUGAAGGUGGAACAUAACCGACAAUAUUGCAAAAAUAUCAACUGUCCUCGCUGCCACAUGGAGUUCUGUUUUGUCUGCCUGAAACUAAAGCGUGAAUGUUGUAAGACCAGUUCGCCAUAUAAAAUCUGUCCUAGUGGUGUGGCUCCUAGACAGACCUCUAGCCCUGUGUGGCAGAGGAAGUGAAAUAAAUGGAUCUGUCUGUACUAAAUGAAAAAUUCAGCAAUAUAUGUUUAAAGGUAUUAAUAUUAUAUUACCCUGUAAAGUGUUUUGUUAAUAUCUUAUUGGAAUACUGUAAUGCUACGACUCCAAUAGACCAGGAACAUAUGUUUUAAUUGUGGGCCUACUCUGCCACCUUCUGGCUGACUUUAAAAUUGUACAUGAAAAGGUCUGAUGUUUUGGAGUGUGAAUGCCAAUUAAUCAAGCACAUGUAUUGGCUACUGAUACCGUUACUAAUAAUAAGUGCUAUAUCUACAAAGUGAAAAAGCUUUUUGAAAAAGUUCAUUUAGAUUUCCCGACACUAUUUAGAAACCUUAUUAUUACUCUUACAAUAUUUUCUUUUUAUUGACAUUUACAAAGUUGUUACUAUUAUACCCCAACAAAGUAUUUGCAAUUACAGUUUUCCUUUCAGCUAAUUGCAGCUUCAUGUAGUUGAAAAAGAAAAUAUGAAACAUGGAAAAUACAGCUAUUAUUCAAAUAAUAAAUAUUGGUUUGUAUUUAGAUUACAUUACAUUAGAUUAUAGUUGGUGUAUACUUAAUUUACAUUUGAUUAUUGAUUGUCCACUGCAAAUAAUGUGCAUGACUUUGCUAAAUUGUAAAUAAAAUCUACCAUUUUUUGUAUGAUUUAUUUCUCUUUCACAUUAAAAUGAUCAUUUAGCCUGAAAAAAAACAAGCCAUCAAAAUCAAAGAUUUUUUAACAGUGAAAGUUUGUAUUGAAGUUUUAAAAGGUAGUGUUUGCUACAGAUCAGUGUGAUCCUCUGGGGCAGU
Perca fluviatilis (European perch) is the source of this 1751-nucleotide messenger RNA. Its product is annotated as E3 ubiquitin-protein ligase RNF19B. The record is from RefSeq and is a predicted model, not a curated record. NCBI's taxonomy places the organism in Eukaryota, Metazoa, Chordata, Actinopteri, Perciformes, Percidae. The transcript is spliced from 4 exons. The coding region runs from base 129 to 950 and encodes 273 amino acids.